UAAAAUAAGAUUAAACAAAAUUAUAAGGGGUAUAAUUGAAAGAAACAGAGGAAAACCAUAACAUACCACAAAAUUGGUGGAAAAAUAGGAGAUUUCAUGCUUCCCAAAUCCUCAAAUAGUACCAAACGUUACCAUCAUUUUUAGGAUACCAUGGAAACAAUCAUGGUUCCGUAAUCAUACCAUACCAGGAAACCACCAUCCAAACAAGCUGUAAGUAAAUCUUCAAAGCAGAAUAUUUGGGUCUCCGAUCAUCGACUUCUCCAUAUCGAUCGACUACUCCGAAUCUAUUGAUCUUCAAAUCAGUGCUCCAGGGUCCAGUAUGCAUCUCAAAAUUUAUAAAAACUUUGGGUCUCCGAUCGAUCGACUGCUCCGCAUCUCAAAUCAGUGCUCCGAUCGACUACUGCUCCGACAAUGAGUGCUUCGACCACCAGUGCUCUGACCGCUUUCGAUUGAACCCUAGUCAUCUAUUGAAACAGGUAUUCAGUGCCAUAGGAUUUUAGUGCCCUAAUUUCUAACUUCUAACAGUAUUUCUGUGCUUGUUGCAAAGUGUCGUAGGAUUUCAGUGCCCUAAUUUCUUGCGAAGUGUCAAUUUUUUGUGCUUAUUCUCUUAAAUAGACUGAUUUUUAAAAAUAUUUGCUAUUACUUGGCAACAUAUGAACUCUGGGCCACGGUAUCUUUUUAUUUGAGCUGUAGGGUGGAAUUCUAUAGUUUGUGGAAUUUUUGUAUCUCUCUGUGCACUUAGUGGCACCAUACUAGGUACUCUCUGUUAAUUCCGACAAAUACAAUAAUAACUCCCAAAUUCCCUUUUUUGAUCUCACAAAUAAUACAAUUGUACAUUGUCAAACACAAUUGUGUUAUGAAAACUAAUGGAAUAGCUUUAUUUACUGAUGAAAAAAAGAAUUAGGUAAGGAGAAAGAAAACGAGGUUAGAGUUGGGGAUAGGGAUGCUGAGCAGAGUCUGGGAUUGAAUAUAGAUUCUGGUGUUGGUGUUGGUGGUGAGGACAAUGAUAAUGAUAGUGAAGGCGGUGUUGGGAUUUUACACCAGAAUUUGACUUCAGCUAGUAGUGCACUUCAGGGACUGGUUAGGAAAUUGGGUGCUGGAUUGGAUGAUUUACUCCCUAGCUCUGCAAUGGCGUCAGCAUCAUCGUCUCACUAGAGUGGACGGCUCAAGAAGAUAUUAGCUGGUUUAAGGGCAAAUGGCGAGGAAGGGAAACAGGUAGAGGCUUUGAUGCAGCUGUGUGAGAUGGUUUCCAUUGGAACCGAAGACUCCCUGUCCACAUUUUCUGUGUAUUCAUUUGUACCGGUACUUGUAGGACUGCUCAAUCACGAGAACAAUCCUGACAUUAUGCUUCUUGCUGCCCGGGCUCUUACCCAUUUGGUUGACGUUCUUCCUUCUUCUUGUGUUGUUGUUGUCCAUUAUGGAGCUAUUUCAUGCUUUGUAGCUCGCCUGCUUACAAUUGAAUACAUGGACUUGGCUGAACAGUCUUUGCAAGCUCUAAAGAAGAUAUCUCAGGAGCAUCCAACUGCUUGUUUGAGGGCUGGUGCACUGAUGGCUGUGCUUUCUUAUCUCGAUUUCUUUUCCACUAGAGUUCAGAGAGUAGCAUUAGCAACUGCUACUAAUAUGUGCAAGAAGCUUCCUUCAGAUGCGUCUGACUUUGUCAUGGAAGUUGUUCCUCCUAUGACGAAUCUCCUUCAGUAUCAUGAUGCAAAGGUAUUAGAGCAUGCUUCUAUCUGCUUGACCCAUAUUUUUGAAGCAUUUGCAUCUUACCCAGAUUUGAGAAUCACUACACAAAACAUCCCCGGUUAGAUGAGAAACGUUGGAUAAUGCUUUUCUCAGUAUUUCCCCGGGGAUAAAGUGAUGUUGGAAAAUAGCAAGUAUCAUCAUAGCAACUCUUUAACUGAACCAUACAUAGCAGCUCAUAAUAUACUGCUUACUCAUUCAUCUGUUGUCAGAUUGU
This is a messenger RNA of Capsicum annuum, 1957 nucleotides long. Its product is annotated as E3 ubiquitin-protein ligase UPL3-like. Gene Ontology annotation, biological process: protein polyubiquitination; proteasome-mediated ubiquitin-dependent protein catabolic process. Gene Ontology annotation, molecular function: ubiquitin protein ligase activity; protein binding. The record is from RefSeq and is a predicted model, not a curated record. Lineage: Eukaryota; Viridiplantae; Streptophyta; Magnoliopsida; Solanales; Solanaceae. The transcript is spliced from 5 exons. Bases 1228 to 1806 code for a protein of 192 amino acids.